AUGGAGGCACCGACGGGUCCGGCCUUCCCCCCCCCUCGCCGGGCAGGGCCCCCCCCGGGGCUGCCCCGGGCUCCCUUCCCCUUCGGUCCCGUCCGGCGGCCGCCGCCGCUCGGCCCCCGCCCGUCCCGGUGCCCGCAGGACCCCCGGUACCGGGGGGUCUCCAGCACGGGCCCCCUCUCCAUGGCCGUCAAUGGGAAGCCGCUUUACCCGGCCGGGGCUGCAGGCAGCGAGAAGGGAUGCAGGGCUGGGUACCAGGCGAUGCCCGCGCCCUGCCCGGGGGAGCUGGGGUGCGCUAUGGGACCCCCCCUGGGCAGCCUGCACCGGGUGCCCCCCCUCCCCGAGCCCAUGGGCAAGGGCAAGAAGCGCCGGAACCGAACCACGUUCAGCGCAUUCCAACUGGAGGAGCUGGAGAAGGUUUUCCAGAGGACACAUUAUCCCGAUGUCUGUGCCCGGGAGCAGCUGGCGCUGCAGACGGAGCUGACCGAAGCCAGGGUGCAGGUCUGGUUCCAGAACCGAAGAGCCAAGUGGCGCAAACGGGAACGUUAUGGGAAACCCCAGGAGCUCCAGACCAGCCCCUGGUCCAGCUCCGGCCCCAGGACCCCCCCAGGGCUCCUGCCCCCCGAGAGCAUCCCAGCCCCAGGCCUGUCCCCAUAUCCCAAUGGGAACAUCAGCGGCUUCAUGGGCAUCCCUGCCCCUCCCGGCCCCCAUCCCGGCAUCAACAGCCUCUACCCCCUGCCCCGGCUGCCCCCCCCGGCCCUGGGCACCCCCCCCUUCCAGCCCGCACCCCAACACGGCUACAAGGCCCCCCCAGUGGUGCCGCUGAGGGGGAAGAGCAAAGAGGCCACUGGGAGCCUGUUGAACUGGGCUACAUGAUCCCAUGGGAUCCAUGGAUCGGCUGCCCCCCCCCCCCCAGCACCAGGGUUUGGUUGGGGUCACCCUUACCGGAUGCAUCCUGAUCUCCAUGAGCUUUCCUGCAUCGCAGCGCGCUGUUGGAUACCCCUGGGUGAUGAUGGGGGGAUGAAGGUCACCCCCAAACCCAAUAGGGCUGCAGCUGGAGCUUGGGACCCUAAAAGUGGCUCCCAAGAGCCCUGAGCCCCCCCUCAAGCACCUUCAGACCAUGGCACUUGAUGGAAAUACUAGGGGGUAGCACUGGGUUGGUUUGGGGGUAGCCCCCCAUUGCCCAGCCCAUGUGGCCACUGCAUCCUCCCCAGUGCAACCAGCACCUGGGCUCUUCACAUCCCAGUCCAUCCAUAGUGGGAAGACCCCAACCCACGAUGCUGGGGCUCAGGGGGGUAUUGAGUCCUCAAAGCUCCCCCCCCCCCCCCAAGCCAUCGGCUGCCCCUUAUGCUCCCCUUGGAAUGGGAUGAGCUCUGGGACAAGGGACAUCCCCCCGGAGCGGUCCCCAGCCCAGGGAUGGGCCAUAAACCAGGAUGGGGUGAGAUGAAGCCCCCGACACCCGGAUCAAUGAGGUGAGAUGGGGCACAACGGGGGUGCUGGGGGCACCAUGGACCCCCCCCCCCCCGGGGAGGCACCAACCCCACAGGGCAGCCCCAGCUGGGUUAAAGGGGGAGCCCCAAAUGCUCCAAGAGUCAGCACAGGCACAGUGGGUG
This is a messenger RNA of Melopsittacus undulatus (budgerigar), 1610 nucleotides long. It is a transcript of the gene ALX3, whose product is annotated as ALX homeobox 3. The record is from RefSeq and is a predicted model, not a curated record. Lineage: Eukaryota; Metazoa; Chordata; Aves; Psittaciformes; Psittaculidae. Gene Ontology annotation, molecular function: DNA-binding transcription factor activity, RNA polymerase II-specific; RNA polymerase II transcription regulatory region sequence-specific DNA binding. Bases 1 to 873 code for a protein of 290 amino acids. The transcript is spliced from 4 exons. Gene Ontology annotation, biological process: regulation of transcription by RNA polymerase II.